UUGUAUUGUAUCGCAAAGUACGCGAAUUCCUUUGUAAAAUUUGAAUAAAUGAUAGAAUAACUAGAUCAACAAUGGAAUCUGCGCAGGCAGAGCAGCCGGCUGAGGUUGAGAGCCCGGUGAAAAUGGAAAAUGGGGAUACAGGCCGGGGUUUAAAAAAUUCCGAAGAGAAAACAAGUGGAGACGUGGAACCGAAAGCGGAUUUUAUUAAACAGCAGAUGGAAGAAAGCGAUGGGAAAUGUGAGCAUCCGGAAGACCAACUAGCAGACCAGGAUGUGCCCAAAAUGGAGCAGGAUCUUAAGGCAGCCGUCUUAGAGCAAGUGCCAAUAGAAGGGGAUGGAAGUAGCAUGCGUUUCCAGGACUUGAAAGAAAAGGAGGAGGAUGUGCAACAAAAUACAUCAAAGCCCCUGCAGAACGACAUUCUAUCCCAUGUUCACUGUUUGGCCCAAAUAGAGGAACAGCGGCGUAACUAUGAACAGCAGUUAGAACAACUACGCACCUCUAACAUCCAGAAGGAUAACAUGAUCACCCUUAUUCAGCGGGAGAACGCUAUACUGGGUAAAGAGAAACAGGCCUGUCGAAAGGAAAUGGACACGGCCAACAAGGAGAAAGAAGCCACAGUCAUCAAGUUUGCUAUGAAAGAGAAGCUACUCAUCGAUGCCAAGAAGGAAAAGGAGGUGGUGGAGAAGCAACUAGCUGAAGCCAAAAAAGAAGUCAAGAGUGUGUUUAGUAAAUUCCAGUGUUUAAAUGAGGAGAAGUCCCGCAUGUCGUACGUUAUCGAAGAGAAGUGUAACGAAGUCAGGAAGUAUCAGCGCGAGUGCGAAAAGUACAAAACAGAAUUGGGUCAUCUGGAGUCCAAGCUAAAGUAUCACAUAAACAAACUCAACAUCGAAACGGAAGCUAAGGCGGUUGUAGAACGUAAACUGGAAGAGGAAAAGAAUGCGCCCAACAAGCUGGAGGAAAAGGCCAAUGAAAAACUUAAAAUGGAAUUCGAAGCCAACACAAUACUCUUGAAACAUGAGAUUACCAGCAAGACUGAGGCUCUGGAUAAAGUCACCAAAGAGCAGCUAAGGCUUACCGAAGCUAACAAAGAACUGCAGCAUCAGCUUCAGGAGAUUACCUCAGAGCAUACUCAGCUUUCAGAGGAGUUUAACCGGUUAAGAGAGCUGCACAAUUCGGUCGAAGCUUCCUACAGCGAUGAGCUGCUCAACUCUGCAAAACUCAGAGGGCAACUAGAAGAGCUCCAGCUUUUACGUACUCAACAUACCAUCAAUGAGGAAAAGUUGGCGGAGGAGCAAAAACGAAGCAAACAUCUGGAGGCAUUGGCCCAAGACAACGAAUCAGACCUGGAGCAACUGAAAGUAAAAAAACAGGAGUUACUUACUAUUAACAAGGAGAUGAGUGAACUGAUUGUUCGGCUCCAGAAUGAUAUUUGUUUGGCCGAGGCCAAGGCUCAAGGUCUCGAUGCUGAAAACAACUUACUCAAGCAAGAGAAGCUCACGUACGACACUAGGUACAAUCAACUAGAGCAGCAGCUUAAUACGGAGGCAUCAGAAAAGAACGAGGAGCGACUGCUGUUAGCCAAGCAUUUAUCUGAGAAGACCAAGCUGUACGAGCUGACCAAGCAGAAGCUGGAAAAUGUUCAGGGGGAUUUUGAGGCCACACAGCAUAAACAUGCCACCGUGCUGAAAGAGCUGCACCGAGAAUUAAACAAGUACAAACGAGGGAUUACAGAACCCAAAACUCCAAUCAGCUACUGCAGCAAUUGCCAGCAGGCAAUCAAUGGUUACCCAACGGAAAAUCCUCAACAACGCAGUCAUAGCCGUUCCAGUAGCCACGGAAGCCUGCAUAGCGGCAGUCGGCGGGCUAGCGAGUCUUCCGAAUCGGAAACAGUGGCAAGUAGUGCGACCACUGUGCAACAACCACCACAGCAGCAAGACCUUCAAGCAGUACCGUCCAAAAAAGUACUUGUUGAGCGUAUACUCCGACUGCAGCAGGCUACUGCUCGGCAAACGGAACGCAUCGAGUUUCUGGAGAACCACACGGCUGCUCUGGUAGCCGAGGUGCAAAAGAAAUCUAAGGUGGUGCAGCACUAUAUGCUCAGAGAUCAAACCGCCGGCGCGUUAACUACCUCUCGAAGCGAUCAGAACAAGAGCGAGUUGGUUAAGUACGGAAAUGGAAUCAUGGCGGCCAUUUAUGGAGGAUCCUCAAAGGCGGCAGGGGAGAAUAAAGCCAUGUCUCUGGAACUCUCCUUAGAGAUUAACAAGAAGCUGCAAACAGUGCUGGAGGACACGCUGCUGAAAAAUAUCACGCUGAAAGAAAACCUCGAUGUGUUAGGGCUCGAAGUAGAUAACCUCACAAGGAAGUUGCGCUCACUGGAGGUCAACAGCAAGUAAAUGCCAGUCUUCUUGAACAAUGUAUUCCAUUCCAGAGUCUAUCCCGUGUAUAGUUAUUGUACAAAUCGUAUGCUUUUAUGUUUAAGUGUAUAAUAGAUGUAUUUAAUAUUUUAACAAA
Drosophila eugracilis is the source of this 2511-nucleotide messenger RNA. RefSeq names its product coiled-coil domain-containing protein 186 (gene Golgin104). Gene Ontology annotation, cellular component: trans-Golgi network. Gene Ontology annotation, molecular function: small GTPase binding. The transcript has 7 exons. The record is from RefSeq and is a predicted model, not a curated record. Gene Ontology annotation, biological process: vesicle cytoskeletal trafficking. Lineage: Eukaryota; Metazoa; Arthropoda; Insecta; Diptera; Drosophilidae. Bases 72 to 2393 code for a protein of 773 amino acids.